Molecule: messenger RNA, 8128 nt
Organism: Drosophila grimshawi
Lineage: Eukaryota; Metazoa; Arthropoda; Insecta; Diptera; Drosophilidae
Gene: spg
Product: dedicator of cytokinesis protein 3
Exons: 12
Coding region: 707-6721 (2004 amino acids)
Biological process (GO): small GTPase-mediated signal transduction
Cellular component (GO): cytoplasm; plasma membrane
Molecular function (GO): guanyl-nucleotide exchange factor activity; small GTPase binding
Source: RefSeq, a predicted model, not a curated record
UGAGAGAGAGAGCUUUGUUUGCCAUUCUGAGUGCGAAAAGUGAAAACCGUCAUCAAACAAAUUCAAUUAAAAGGCGAGUCAAGUGCCAGUCAGCAAAAAUAUACGAAUAUUAUUUAUUAGAGCACAAGGAAUACAAAUUCAUGCGAAGCAAGCACAACCACAAAUAUCCAUAUUGAUUUUCUUGUGUUUUUGUGGCGUGCGAAAAAAAGGCAGAAAGACAAAAACAGAAAAGCAACCACUUCAUAUAAGAGCUAAGAUUAUCACUUGGUCUUGUUGGAGCAAUUUGCCAAUUCCGCUACUACAAAAACAACAAUGUAGACGACUCGCAGCGUGUGUGUUGCAGUCUUAUUAACUAAGUCGAGUCAAGUGUCGUCGGAGUUUGAGCGUGUGUGCGAGCGAGAGAGCGCGCAACAAAUGCUACAACAACAACCACAACAACAACAUGCACAAAAUCCAAAGUUCAGCAUUGUUUGUGAGUGUGUGUGUGUGUGAGUGUAUUUAAGAAGAUGCAAAAAGGCAAGCUAAACAACAACAACAAAAAAAUGAGUUCAGAAAAUUGAAAUUGUCAUCGAAAGCAGCUCGUAAAAGCGCAAAAGCAAAUUAACCGGCAGGAGCUUUGGGAGUGGCCUUGGACUGCCUUUUAGCCAUCAUAUUCCAAUUGGAAUUCGACAAUCAACAACAACAGCAACAACAACAACAAAGCAAUAUGUGGAUACCAUCAAACAACAAAUACGGCGUCGCCAUACACAACUGGCAUGGCAAUGUGCGUUUUGGGCUGCCACUGGAUGUCGGCGACUCUGUGGAUAUUGUUGAGGAGUGUCGGUACUGGUAUCGCGGAUCCUGUCCGCGUAAAUCACGUGCUGUCGGACUUUUCCCCAAAACCUACAUAUACAUCAAGGAUCUGUCGAAAAUUGAUCCGGUUGUCGCCGAGUGCACACAAGUGCUCCGCGAAUGGUCCGAGAUCUGGAAGCGGCUCUAUGUGGAUCGUGAGACGUACAAGUUUCACACGCUGCACAAGGUUAUGGUUUCCAUAUUGAUAAGUCGUCGAGAGCUGCUAAGCGCUACCAUGACACAGGAUCAGACAGUUGAGCUUCAAAUGGUUGUGGUGUCAAAAAUCGAUUGGGGUAAUCGCAAACUGGGCCUCGAUCUGGUGCCGCGCGUGGGCCCCUUGGCAGUGGAUCCACAUGGCAUUGGCAUCGUCAAGCUCUACAAUGUGCACGUGAACAGUGCGGAUAAUGCAAAGGCCUCCUCGAGCCGCGGCACUUUGCGCCGAAAAACUCAGCGCAAGAUUCUCAGUCAUCAUUUGUACUUUUGUAUGCGAGAUUUUGGUCAUCGCAUUGGCGGCGAUGAUGCCGAGGUUUAUUUCUUUCUCUACGACGGCAAUCGCAUGCGGCCUGUGUCCGAGCGAUUUCUUGUCAAGAUCUGCAAAGAUGGUUUCUCCAAUUACAUUGAGAAACUGCAUAGCAAUUGCACCGUCUUCACGGAUCUCGGCGCUGCGGAUCUUAAUGAGGAACUGCAUCUGGUGGCCGUUGUUAUGCGUGUGGGCAAAAUAAUUCAAUCCGAUUCGAUAAAGAAAACUGAGAAGAACAGCUCGUGUGUGGGCGGCGCCACCUAUCGGCGUCCCUUUGGAGUUGGCGUGCUCUCCCUGGCGGACAUCAGUCAGUUUGACAGCAGCCUGGAGCAGCAGUCUUCGGAGGAGCGCGAAUAUAGCUUCAAGCUAUACCAGAGCGAGGAGAAGGACUUCCAUCUGCUGCCCGAGCAUAUUAUUAAAAAAUCCAAUGGCAAAUUCUCACCCAUACAGCCAGGUAAUCAGAGCACUCAGGGCAUUGUCGUAACGCUUAAGCUGCUGCAUGGCGGCCUCGGCCAGGCAAGGCAGGAGCAGCCGCUGCUAUUCCAAGGCACAACAAUUACACGCAAAAUGGGCUUUCCUGAUGUCAUUAUGCCGGGUGAUGUGCGCAACGAUCUCUUCCUGACGCUCGAACGCGGCGAGUUCGAGCGUGGUGGAAAAAAUACUGGCAAAAACAUUCUCGUCACCGUAGUGGUUCUUGACGUGGCUGGCAAUGUGCUCGCUGAUUGUUUGUGGGGUGCAUCUGGCAUGGAUGCAUUGCCACAAUACCGAUCCAUGAUACUCUACCAUCAGAAUGCGCCCAGCUGGAACGAGAUGCUGCGCCUGAGCGUGCCCAUCGAUAAGUUUGCCACGGCUCAUGUGCGCUUUGAGUUCCGUCAUUGCUCGACGAGGGAGAAGUCGGAGCCCAAACUAUUUGCGUUCAGCUUUGCCCGACUGAUGGACACGAGCGGCGCAACUCUGGGCGAUGGUCAACACGAGCUGUAUGUGUACAAAUGCGAGGAUCCGGCCAAGCUGCAAGCGGCCAGCUAUCUGCGUCUGCAGUGUCGGCCCAGAGAUGCACAGGCCAUGUUGGACUGUGCCAGCUGCUUUAGUCGCAGCUCCAAAGAGGUAUUCGUGGUGCGCUCAUUGCUCUGCUCCACGAAAUUGACUCAGAAUGCGGAUUUGCUGUCGCUGCUUCAGUGGCGUGCUCAUCCCGAGACCCUGCAGGACUCGCUGACGGGUGUGCUGCGGCUCAACGAUGAGGAACUGGUUAAAUUUCUGCAAGAUGUGCUGGAUGCCCUGUUUGCCAUGUUCUCCAACGAGGAGGGCAACAGCACCCAACACUCCGGUCUCGUAUUCCAUGUGCUCGUCAGCAUCUUCAGUCUGCUGCAGAGCAACAAGUUCCAGCAUUUUCGGCCCGUGAUGAACGAGUAUAUUGAGAAUCAUUUUGCUGCUGCUCUAGUCUACAAGGGUCUCAUCACGUCCGUUGAGCAUAUGGCUGUGUUCAUGACCAAGGCCGAACAUCCGGAUCCCUUUCAGAAGUGCUUCGGCUCGCUGGAGUAUAUCUUUAAGCUGUUGAUACAAUCACGUCGCCUGUUUGCACGCGCCACUGGCGGCCAAUACGAGGACUCCUUUAGGAGGGAUCUCCACUCGCUGUUCACGGCAUUGAAUGGUAUGUUGGCGGUGCCAUCGUACGAUGUCAUCAUACCCACCCAGGAAGCGCUACUGAACUCCACAGGUGUGGUGCUGGAGCAGCUUAAGGAUACAUUGCCCGCUCCCGAGCUGGGCAUGUUGGCGCGCAAUAUGCUCGAUGCGAUACCACGUGGUGCCCCCAAUCGUCUUAUACAGGCCAAGCUGCAAGCAGUCAAGGAUCUCGUUUCGGGCGAACUCUUUCACGAGGAUGAUUCACGUACCGUUGUCCUGUCGGUGGCCUGCAAACAUCUGCGCAUGCAUCUUAGCCGACGGGACGAGCUGCGUCUCUGUGCCGAGAUCCUAUCGGAGAUACUAACCCAACUGUAUGAGUUGCAGCGCGAACAGCGCGACAAGGUGACCAAUACACUGCAGCAUGAUCUGGACUCGCUGUGCAAGAAUAUCCUGGGUAUACUGAUCCGCACGAUUAGCAUUAUAAUGGAGGGCUCUCAUGCGGUGCUGCCACCACUGGUGGCCUGCCUGUUAGGCCUGUUGCAACUGCUGGACGAGACGCACUACAAGCGCUACUGGGACGAGCUGACGCCCAACAAAGAUCCGCGUGAUCUGAAGGACUUUCUUAGCAAAUCCCUGUUGGUAUACGAAGAGCUGCUUACUCAAGACUGGUUAGUCUUUCCCACUGACUGGCUGAUCAUGAAAUUGGCCGCCAAUGACGUGAUGCGGAAAUCCCUGGAGGAGUUUGCCAAGCCGCUGGUCUAUCGUUUUCUUGGACCGCAUGCCUUUGACUCGCAACUGUGGUGGAGCUACUUUAGCCUGGCUGUCACAUUUCUCACCCAGCCUUCGCUACAGCUGGAACAGUACAGGGAACCGAAGCGUCUGAAGAUCCUGCACUCACAUGGCGACAUGCGCGUGCUGAUGGGCUUUCAAAUACUUAGCAUGUGGUCGCAGCUGGGCGAGCAGAAGCUACACUUUAUACCCUCGAUGGUGGGUCCGUUCCUGGAGGUCACUCUGGUGCCGGAACCAGCGCUGCGUAAGGCCACUCUAUCGGUCUUCUACGACAUGAUGCAGUGCGAACAGGCUGCACGUGGCUCGUUUCGUCUGGUUGAAAGCGAGCUCAUUGACAAACUGGACUUGUUGAUCAGCGAGAACAAGGGCGACGAUGAAUAUCGGGAGCUGUUUAGCACCAUUUUGCUGGAAAAAGUGCAAACGGAGAAUCCGAACUGGAAGGAUGCUGGCACGGCUUUCAUUGCGUCCGUCACCCGUUUGCUGGAGCGUCUCCUGGACUAUCGCAGCGUGAUGCAGGGCGAGGAGAAUCGCGACAAGCGCAUGACUUGCACCGUCAAUCUACUCAAUUUCUAUAAAAACGAAAUCAAUCGCAAGGAGAUGUAUCUGAGAUACAUCUAUAAGCUGCACAAUCUGCAUCUGCAGUCGGAGAACUAUACGGAAGCGGGCUAUACGCUCAAGCUAUAUGCCUCCAUGUUGAGUUGGGAUCGGGAGACGCCAAGCUUUGCGCCCUUCGACAACAGCGGGCAGCCGGAGUGGCAGCGCAAGGAGCGACUGUAUCACGAGAUACUCAAGUAUUUCGACAAGGGCAAGUGCUGGGAGAAGGGCAUACCACUGUGCAAGGAGCUGGCACAGCUCUACGAGACGCGUCGCUUUGACUACAACAAGCUGAGCGACAUACUCAUCCUCGAGGCGAAGUUCUUUCAGAAUAUACUGACACAACUGCGACCGGAGCCGGAAUACUUUCGCGUUGGCUUCUAUGGCAUGGGACUGCCGCUCUUUGUGAGGAACAAACAGUUUGUCUAUCGCGGGCUGGAGUACGAGCGCAUUGGCGCCUUUACGCAACGCCUUCAAACGGAGUUUCCCAGCGCACAGAUUCUGGCGAACAAUAGUCCGCCAGAGGCGGCUAUAUUGAAUGCACCCGAGCAGUAUAUACAGAUCAGUAAUGUGCGACCGGUGGGGGAUGCGCAAGCGCUAAAGACGGCCAUGGUGCCAGUGCCGGAGAAGAUAGCACGCUUCUAUGAAGUGAACGAUGUGACGCGCUUCAUCUACGAUCGACCCAUGUACAAGGGACCGAUUGACAAGGACAAUGAGUUCAAGUCACUGUGGAUUGAACGCACCACCCUGGACAUUGCCAGCGCAUUGCCCGGCAUCCUGCGCUGGUUCGAGGUCAAGCAGAAAUCCGUUCAGGAAUUAACACCCGUCGAAUACGCCUGCGAGAUCAUCAACAAUGCUGGCAAGGAGCUAUCGGAACUAAUCGUACAGUACAGGCGCGAUCCCAAGCGCAACAUUAAUCCAUUCUCGAUGCGUCUCCAGGGCACUAUCGAUGCAAACGUCAUGGGUGGCAUUAGCAAGUACCAAGAGGCAUUUUUCUCCGAGCACUUCCUUAAGUCGCCCCAAGGUGCCGGCCAGCAGGCCAAUGUGCAGCGCCUCAAGAUCUUAAUACUGGAGCAGAUACAAAUACUGGAGCAGGCACUGGAGCUGCACGGUCAGCUGGCGCCCGCCGGUGUUCAGCCGCUACACAAUCGCCUGCUCGAACGCUUUUCCCAGCUGAAGCAGAGUCUGUCCGGCAUGGGUCGCCUGAAGCGUCAGCCGUCGGAGAGCAUUGUGAACACACCGCUGCCACCACUACCAACGGAGCAGCGCAGCGGAGCUGUACAGCAAUCGGCCGCUGGCAAUACAAAUGCAAACUAUGUCUACGAACUGGAUGAGAUUUAUACGCGACCCGGCGAGACCCUACGUCCCGUCGAAACCAUGAACUCGUAUCAGACGCUCAGCAAGGAGAGUCUCAGUAUUACCCUGCCGCUGGCGGAGAUGGGCGCCGAAGCACCGCCCGUACCCAAUCGACCGCGUUCUCAGAACUUUGCGGUAAAUGGCGCCGUAGACAGUCCGGAAGUGCCACCCAAGCGCCAGCCAGCAAUCAAUUCACCGAAUGCUCCGCCGUUACCGCCAAGAGGCAUAACGCCCGACAAACGCGCCUCAAAUCCAGUGAUUUUCAACGAUUUUGGCAACAAUACAGAUGCAGCGGCGCGACGACAUUCAGCGCAACAGCAGCAGCAGCAUGGCCAAAAGUACUCCGUGGUGGACAUAAGCUUCGAUGAUCCCGAGGCGGAUCAGCAGCCGCAUUCGCUGCCGCACAAUCUCCAGGAAGCGGGAAAUCAAUUAAAUGUUUGCUUUGCGCCCAAUGAUUUCCGUGACUCGGGCAUCUCCACCACCAGCUCACGGGAACUGAGUCAGCUAAAUAAUCUGAGCGAGGAGUCAUCCUCCAUUUCGAUGAGCACAGUUCAUCAUCGCGAGCACUGUCGCAUCAGCUCGAAUGGCAGCCUGGAUGUGCACAUCCAUGCGGCAGCAUUGAACAUAACGCAUCGCGAUAGUUCCGCCAGUUCCUUUGAUGUUGAGGAUAUACCAGUGCCACCGCCGCCGAUUCCACCCAAAUCCCUGGGUAUGGCUGGCAAUGGAGUUGCUAUUGGCAUUGUCGCUCCCAGCGACGAGGCGCAAUCACCCAAUACACUUGCAUCGCUUAAUCAUUCCAUUAACAAUCACAACAAUCAUCUGCCUCAGCAGAAUGGCGAUGGCAGUGGUGACGCCAAUGGCUACAGCUCCCCACAGCAUUCAACCACUAAUGGUAAUGGCCUGUUGGGGAGCGUUAACAUAGCGCCGGCGCCGCCGCCGCCAGCUGUCAAUUCUGCUGUUGAAGCAGCCACAUCUUCAUCUAGUCAUCAUCAUGAUGGCAGCACUUUUUGAGUUACAAUAUGUCGCUGCCAUCAUCCACCCGAUCAGCCGCAUCAGCCACACAAACCAUCCUCAUCGACAUCCACGUCGAGCAGCACUUCAACGGAGACAGCAACAGAGAGCUCCGAUGCCAACUCAACUACCCAAUCGAUAACGCCACCGCCGCCACCACCACCGCCACCGCCGUCGUCGUCGUUCUACCAUCAUUUCCAUGCGGCACAGAAUCUUAUUAAUCCCCAAACGCCUGGGCCGGCGGUGCACUACUGUCAGGAUUGCCUGUCGUCACCUUCGCCCACACCCACAAUCAUUACGGAGCAGGCGCUGGUGCAUGCCUCGCCUGGGCAACUGUUGGGGCCAGGUCAGCCAGUUCAGCCUCAUAUUGAGCAUUGCUCCUGCGGCCUGAGCUUUUCCGUGCAUCAGCAGCAAGCACACAACUCCACACUGGAGCGACACGCUUAUGGCUUCCAGUUGGAACAACAGCUCAGCUGCCAGCACCAGCAUCAUCAUCAUCAUCAUCCACCACCAACAGCUGCGCAUGCACAUGCCCAGACCGACUGCUCCUAUGAGCCGCGCUAAUGCGAUUGGCCAAAGCCUAUCCACAGAGAGUGAGGUUUAGUUUAUUAGCUAUAACUACAAGUAUUGUGUCGAUAUUAAUCUACAUUUUGUAUUUGUUUGAAUUAUUCUAAUUAUUCUAAUUUUGGUGCCAAAUGUCUCCCGCUGAGGUAAACAAAAAAGGUUGCUGCAUGAAUUGUCUAAUUUAAUUGCACAUUAUUUAUAUCUACGAAUAUCAGUUAAAAGUUUAUGUUAGAAUAUAGUAAAAAUGAAAAAAAAUCGCGGGGAAUUGUCGCUAAUGUUACUAAGACAGAUCAAUAAAGUGAAAUACUUGUAAAGCUAAUAUGCAUAAUUAAUUUUAGACGUAAACAAAUAAAGAUGAUCAAAUUUCUAUAGAUAUUAUACAUGCAUACAUAUAUCAUGUGUUGAGAAUCAAGCACUAAACCAAAAUAUUCAAUGCUAAUCAAAAUGAGUAGAACAAAAUUUACUUAAGCAAACACAUAAAUACAUAUAACACUGACGAAAUGUGCAAUGCAGUUUUUACUUUAACAAUAAAUAUAUAUAUAUAUAUAUAUAUAUAUAUAUACAUUUUCAUAGAUAACGCCACAUACGUUUUCCAGUUUUGUACAUUUUUAUAAAGUAUUUAAGUAUAAUGGUCCUUUUAACUAGACUAGAUAUCAGCGCAACUAAUCGUAUUUAAACAAUGAGAAUUAAUCAAUUUAAACAAAGAGAAUUAAUCAAUUUAAACAACUGAGAAUACUAGUCAACAACGACAGCUCGAAAGAGUUGCGCAUUCAAAAAUUACAUUUUUGAUUAAUCGCUAUAUAUGAAUCUAUAUACCUUAUAUACUCAUUUAAACGUGCAUAA